Molecule: messenger RNA, 501 nt
Organism: Tachysurus vachellii
Lineage: Eukaryota; Metazoa; Chordata; Actinopteri; Siluriformes; Bagridae
Product: apidaecins type 14-like
Exons: 2
Coding region: 1-501 (166 amino acids)
Source: RefSeq, a predicted model, not a curated record
AUGACUGCAGUGCAUUUCCACAUGGAGAACUACGCUAAUCCGGCACUGCACUGUGAAAAACUCUUAAAAGAGACGAAUCCCGGGAACACUGGGCGUGAGGCGGAAACACAUCCAGGAAACAUAUCCAGGAAACACGUCCCGGGAACACGUCCCGGAAACACAUCCCAGAAACACGUCCUCGAAACACAUCCCAGAAACACAUCCAGGAAACACAUCCAGGAAACACAUCCCGGAAACACAUCCCAGAAACACAUCCAGGAAACACGUCCCGGAAACACAUCCAGGAAACACGUCCCGGAAACACAUCCCAGAAACACAUCCAGGAAACACGUCCCGGAAACACGUCCAGGAAACACGUCCCAGAAACACAUCCCAGAAACAUGUCCUCGAAACACAUCCAGGAAACACAUCCCAGAAACACGUCCCGGAAACACGUCCAGGAAACACAUCCAGGAAACACAUCCCAAAAACACAUCCCAGAAACACGUCCUGGCUUUAUGA